GCUCGCCCGGGGCGUCCUCGGCGGAGACCGCGCGGCGGAGCAGACGGAGCGCCUCGCUGCCCCGCAGGUUCUCAGCCCUGGUUCUAAGAUGCUGGGAUUGGGGAAUGGGCGUCGCAGCAUGAAGUCUCCGCCCCUUAUUCUGGCUGCCCUGGUGGCCUGUGUCAUUGUGCUUGGCUUCAACUACUGGAUUGCUAGCUCCAGAAGUGUGGAACUCCAGACACGCAUCGUAGAGCUGGAAGGCCGGGUCCGCAGGGCGGCCGCAGAGAGAGGUGCUGUCGAGCUGAAGAAGAAUGAGUUCCAGGGCGAGCUCCAGAAACAACGAGAGCAACUGGACAGGAUCCAAUCCAGUCACAGCUUCCAGCUGGAGAACGUCAACAAGUUAUACCAGGAUGAGAAGGCGAUUUUAGUGAAUAACAUCACCACAGGCGAGAAGCUCAUUCGAGACCUGCAAGAGCAGUUGAAGGAGCUGCAGAGGAGUUACGGCAGGCUGCAGCAGGACAUCUUCCAGUUCCAGAAGAACCAGACCAGCCUGGAGCAGAAGUUCUCCUAUGACCUGAGCCAGUGUAUCAAUCAGAUGAAAGAGGUGAAGGAACAAUGUGAAGAGCGGAUAGAAGAGGUCAUCAGAAAGCGAAAUGAAGCAUUAGUUUCCAGAGAUGUGGCUGAAACAAACGACCAACAUCAGCAGGCCAUCAAGCCUCAGCCCAAGCUUCAGGAAGUAGUCCCAUUAAAGGAAAAGAAGCCACAAGAGCAAGGGGGUGUGCUCAGAAACAAGUCCCAGAUACCAGCCCCCAAUUCAGAGGGGUGGGGUUUGAAGCCACACAUGCAGAAUGAGGAAACCAAUGAGAUUCAGGUUGUCAGUGAGGAGCGUGGUCUGCAACUGAUGAAGGCAUCCGUCCAACGGCAGGCGGUGGUGGAUGGCACACUUGUAGGAACCGAGAAACUUGAUCAGAACACACAGGCGCCAGUGGCCCUGAUGGCCAGGCCUGAGGAGGAGCCUCAGUAUCCUGAACGGGAGCAGCUUGUCAUCCGUGAUGGACAGGAGCAGCAACAUGCUGCCGAGGAAGGGGGAGGCCAGCAGAACCUAGGAGACGAGUACAACCUGGAGGAAAACGAAGCAGAGUCUGAGAGGGAGAAGCAGGCAGCCCUUGCAGGGAAUGACAGAAAUAUAAAUGUUCUUCAUGCUGAAGCUCAGAAGAGAGGCAUAAUACAUUUACCUGAUGGGAGUGAAAAGCAGAGUCACAGUCUAAAUCAAGUGGGAGUCCACAUUCCUCAAUAAGCCUGAAGAGAAUUCCUACGGAGAUUCACCCGUGACUCUACUGUGAAAUGUACCAAGUAAAAGAACAUCGGCCAAUGAUUAUUGGGGUGUAAUCAGUACAUUUUAGCGACCACUCAGACAGUCUGGGGUAGUUUUAAAGUGUCUACAGAAGUUGUCAAAAUUGGUCAAGCUUUCUUGAUUAACAGGUAUUUCUUGAGCAGGUCAACACCAAAAAGAGAAAUGAGGUUGUCCUGUAUAGGCAGCUGCCAACGACAAUGGCUCCCUUCUCAUGCUGGUGCUUGCCAGUGUCUGUCCACUGGUACUAAGCAGUCCAUCACUCCUGCACACACUUGAUUCCACCAUCAAUGGCCUAGAGCUCUUGCUGUCAGCCUCAAUACAAAGCAGUUCUGUGCAAAAAAUACAUUAAUUAAAAGAUAGCCACUGCACCUGGCUUUCUUCAGCAUUCAGAAGGCUGAGGCAGGAAGACUGCUGCAAGUUCUGAGCCAGCUCAGAGCUACAUAGUGAGUUCCAAGCUAGGAUGAACAAGAAAGCAAGCCCCUGUCUCAAAUGUCAGUGAGAGUUGUUUUUAAAAGACUGGUUUAAAUACCUUCACUACUCUUUUGAUGUACAGAACACUAUUAAGUUACUCACAAUGUGAGCACCUAUGGUCUGGGCAAAGAGUUUCUAGUAAGUCACUCAUCUCACCCACAAGGGCAGUGCCAGCAUUAGGCUUGGGACAAAGGCUGCAUAGACAGUCAGAGCAGAGGCCCAGACACUUAUGUCGACACAGGUGUCCAAGAAGAAGGGCUGGCUGCUGGAGGAUACCCAGGUUACAAGCUGGAUACCUACAAAGGCAGGAGCAACACAGGAACUGUUCUUGUUCUCUCCCCCUGUAGUUUACAUACUGUUUGAAAACCACACAAGGUUAAUUUUAGCUAUGAAAGACUUGUAGUUCAUUGAAGGUAAUGUGUCGUAAGUUCUUGACUCUGAUCAGUAGGUUCUAACCAAUUGCAGAUUGACUGCAGUCACCCUGAGGGCUCCUUCCAGAAAUGACCUCUCUGAAGAGUGGGACAGUCCUCAGGGUUGGUCUGACUCGGAAUUGCUGCUUAAAUAAGAAGCAGCAGCACUAGAGGCAUAGGACAGCACCUAGUGCCUUCUUUGGGAGGGGGCUGAAGAUUCCUGCAGUGAAGUGGAUGCCCGGGGGUGGUGGUGGUGGUGGUGGUGGUGGUGGUGGUGGUGGCAUCUGUCCUAUCCCCACUAUGCCUAUUUACAAGCACACAUUUAAACACCCAUGGCAGAUGUGGGUUGCCUCUCACUGCAAAGCCAACCAGAUCUGGUGCUCACUGUACCCAGAUCUGACAUACAACUCCAUGUUUAGAUGGAUACUGUCCAAUGUUACAAGCCAUUUUCCUUCACACUUACUAACUUGCCAGAGCCGCAGACGUACUGUGUUCUUAGCAUACACCUUUUCUACUCCUGGGUCCCAAGCACAAGGGGACUUCAUACUCUCUAGUGCUUGUUUUCUGUCUUAAAUUGGUUUUGGUUUAAAGUGUAGAUAUUGCCGACACGUUGUGCUGAUUUCCUUUUUAACAAGUAAAAUAGGUAAGGAUCACACUCUGCCCUCUGGGUCCUAAAUUCCAGGGUGCCUAACAGCCAUACUUGACAGUUGAGCCAGACUACCGCUAUACUGACCAGGAAGUAAGCAACAUCCUGUCUUCAUUAGUAUCUUCAUCAAGUUCAGUCAGGCAUGCUUCAAAGUGUUUCUAGGAAAUGGGAGGUAUCAAAGGGUUGGGCUAGGCAUAGCUCCGUGAGAACUUCUGCCCAGUAUGUCUGAGGCCCUGGGUUGCAUCCUCAGCCAAACAGUGUCACAUUAGAGUUAGGCCGCUGAAAUCUUAGGAUCAUUUUUGCUGCAAGCCAAAUGAACUACCACUAGUCUUAGGCCAAACCGCAAGGUCAGACUGAAUUUCAGGGUAGCUCACUUUGCUAAAAGCAUGCCCCUUCAGUGUACAAAAGGGAAACCCCACAGGCUCAGACAGUUGUCACAGCACACCAGUGAAGAGACCAGCAGAGGAAUGAGCAGCAAAUCAAGGACGGGGCCUCUGGCUGGUGGAUCAAGAACAAAACCUGCACUUCAGUACACUUGAAACCUCAACUGGAACAAAGGGACCACCACAUUCAGACAAGACCGGGGUUCAGCAGCCUGCACACUCCUGCCUGCUGACACCAGCGCAGACACUGCAGUGUCAUGUGGCUCUUCUUCAACUGCACGACUACAGCCCUUACAAAUCUGUGUCACAACAGUCAAUCCUCAUGUACUCUAGUAAUCCUCUUGCUUCGAAAUCAAUUUGUAAUUUGACCAGAAUCUAAAUCCUUAAUAAAUCUCAUGUUUUGAAACUUCAA
Molecule: messenger RNA, 3655 nt
Organism: Arvicanthis niloticus (Nile rat)
Lineage: Eukaryota; Metazoa; Chordata; Mammalia; Rodentia; Muridae
Gene: Golm1
Product: golgi membrane protein 1
Cellular component (GO): Golgi apparatus
Source: RefSeq, a predicted model, not a curated record